Mesorhabditis spiculigera is the source of this 1035-nucleotide messenger RNA. The record is from the annotation of a GenBank genome assembly. NCBI's taxonomy places the organism in Eukaryota, Metazoa, Nematoda, Chromadorea, Rhabditida, Rhabditidae.
AUGGAGGAGGAGGAGUAUUUGGAAAAGGAGCAAGAGGUGGAGGUGGAGGAGGGCGUGACUGCCAAGGAAGCGCUUCCAACGAUGGGGACAUCGCCUAUAAAAGGGACGACACCUCAAAGAGACGCCCCUGGACAAAUGACGGACGAGAAGCGCCUUCUGCAUGAGGCCCAGCAGCUUCGGAGAGUAGCCUUUAUUGGCGUCUCCAUCUCGACAGUGGCUACUCUCCUGUGUAUGGUCUCCGUGCCAAUGUUCUACAAUUAUCUCCAGCAAAUGCAGUCGAUGAUGCAGGGAGAGCUGCGCAGCUCCAACAUCUGGCGGGAAGUGACUCGUACGCAGGUGCUCGCCAGUGUGAAUGGAGUGGUCAGGUCGAGAAGGCAGGCCGGAUAUGAGUCCGCUGGGGUUGAGGGAACUCAUCAUGCUGCUUCAUCUGGAGGUGGUGGUGGCGGAUGCUGUGGAUGUGGCGUUUCCGCUCAAGGUCCCCCCGGCCCACCUGGGUCUGAUGGAUUGGAUGGAGCGGAUGGUGAACCUGGAAAGAACGGCAACAAUGGCCCUGACGGCCCUGAAGCCACCCCUGCACCGCACCAUGACUUCUGCUUCGAUUGCCCUGAUGGCCCACCAGGACCCGCUGGAAAAGCUGGACCCAAAGGACCACCCGGCAGCAAUGGUGAACCCGGAAAGGAUGCGGAUGGUGGUGUACGUGGCCCGCCAGGCCCACCAGGCCCUCCUGGACCCGGUGGAGAUGAUGGAAAGCCGGGAGAAGCCGGAUCACCAGGCUCUGCUGGCCAGGUCAGCGAGGUGCCCGGCCCCGAAGGACCUCCUGGACCUCCUGGAUCACCCGGCGAAGCUGGACCAGAUGGACCCAAGGGAGGAGAUGGCAAGCCCGGAUCUGCCGGAUCACCUGGAGAAGCUGGACCCCCAGGCGGAAAUGGAUCCGAUGGAAAGCCUGGAGGCCCCGGGGAGAACGGACCAGAUGGAAAUCGUGGAGACUCGGGUGGCUGUGAUCAUUGCCCGCCGCCAAGGACUGCGCCUGGAUAU